CGACGCUCGACUCGCAGCAUCACUACGGCAGAUGUCGUUGGAGUUGCAGUCGGUGCGAGACGAGCAAGAGAAGCUACGGCAAGAAAACGAGAAGCUGGCUACGAAACUCAAACGGUCAGCAGAGGGACAACUAGGUGCCAAAGUGGAGUUCUUGCAGAGGAUCUUGGAAGGCGAAACGGAUCCUGGAGUUUUGAACCUGAGUCAAGUGGAAUUAUGCUUGGUAUGUAACUUCAAACUCGAUUAUGCAUUCAGACGCUGUUUAAAAAUGGCAUGUUCUUUAGAAUGUGAGACAGCUUCUAUUUGUUCUACUCCUUCUUCUAACCUCUCGCUACGCCGCCGCCUAUGAGCGCGAUGGUGCCAACGGCGCUCGUGCGAAGUUGCUAGAAGACGAAAAGGAGCUUCGAACAGCUGUGCGGGAAGCGUUAGAGACAACGAGACAAGCCCAAGGUAUUUCCGCAGAUGGAGCUUUAUCAGGAUUGAGCACAGCCGUUGGGAGUGAUGCAGGUAGCGCUUCAACGAGUCCGGUAGAAGAGGGAUCCGUCGUUUCGAGUAUCGGCGCAGUUGAGACUGCAUCAUCUUCACCGACUACCACAGGAGACGGCCCUCCUCA
This is a messenger RNA of Amoebophrya sp. A25, 610 nucleotides long. NCBI's taxonomy places the organism in Eukaryota, Dinophyceae, Syndiniales, Amoebophryaceae. The record is from the annotation of a GenBank genome assembly.